Messenger RNA from Haliotis rufescens (red abalone), 4674 nucleotides. RefSeq lists its product as uncharacterized. The transcript has 5 exons. Gene Ontology annotation, molecular function: microtubule plus-end binding. Gene Ontology annotation, cellular component: microtubule plus-end; cytoplasm; nucleus. Gene Ontology annotation, biological process: cytoplasmic microtubule organization. The coding region runs from base 92 to 823 and encodes 243 amino acids. The record is from RefSeq and is a predicted model, not a curated record. Lineage: Eukaryota; Metazoa; Mollusca; Gastropoda; Lepetellida; Haliotidae.
AACAACAUGGCUGUUAGCUAGCAAGGUGCUCGUUCGAGGCGCUAGGAAUAAAACAUCACUUGCUACAAAGAAACACUCGUGUUUUGCAGUCAUGGUGUUGUUCAUUAACAUAAACGUUGGUCAAAGGGUCGAAGUUUUACUAGGUGGGGAGAUAUUUCGCGGCACUAUUCAGUAUAAAGGAUGCAUCAUCACGAAAAAGGGUGAAUGGGUUGGACUUUCACUUGAUGAACCAGUUGGUGACAGCUGUGGAAUGAUUUUAGGACGCAGAUAUUUUCAAUGUCGAGACAAAUAUGGAGUUUUUGUCAGAGCCAACAAAAUCCGCUUCAUCUCUAGUGGUAGAAGGCUAUUCAACAAAUACCAUCGAGUCAUAGGUGAUGAUGCCAUGGAGGAGAAUCUGUUUCAUACUGAAAAGCCGGCAGUCAGCAAUGGCCCGUACGACCCGGUACGGAUGUCCGCAGAUGACUUCAGCAGGAUGAGGACCUCAUUGGACUUUUCCCUUGAAAAUGGUUAUCCUCACUACGUGACACAAAAACACCACCAUCUGAGUCAUGCAGUGGGAAACAAGAUCCCGGCUACAACGAUGCUACGACCUGCUACAAGCAUGGCCUCGUUUCGCUACCACACCCGCCCCAUACACACCUCGUACAGCAUAGAGAAUGAUUUCAUUCCCAGUCCAUCCAUUCCGAAGACCCACAUGCCCUACAUGGCGCUGCGGAGACAGGUACAUCGGGGGUGGGACAACGCACACUACGUACGAGAAAUGAGUGUCUCCACCGGUCGGGAAAGGAUGAAGUUGUCACAGUGGAACGACAUCUCAGAAUAGUUCUUGAAUAAUUCAGCAUUUAUUUAUUAUGGCUGUGACUGAAGUUUAUGAAUUGAUAUUAGACUCCAAAAUAUCAAGAUGAAUCAACAUUAUCAAUGCAUUGAUAAUAACACCUUGGAGACUGUAAAGUUUUGACUUGUAAUAUCAUAUCUAAAAAGAAUUCAGUCCCAUUAAAAUCAGAUCUUAGUUCUCGCUAUCGCUAAACAAAGAUCUGAGGACAUCCCAUUACAGGUCACGUCACACAGACCUUGCCCGAAUUUUGACCGACCAAUGGAAGGACUGAUAAGAAGUCAACAUUAGCCAAUCAGAAGGCAGCUUUCUCGUGCUUUAUGGCACUGAUUUUGAAUUGGCGACCACGCUUCAAAACAUAUUUUGACAAAUUCUCGAUUAAAAAUUUGAAACCUGAACAAAAGAACAUUCUUGAAUGGCAGAUAUGUGGUCUAGAUUGUAUUGAUUCAGUCGUUAAACCCGUAACUAUCGUUCGGAAUACCCCUGUGUUACAUUUUUUCGAGGUUGCAUGAUUAGAAACCACAUACCGACUGUCACUUUCAUGAUCUGGUAAGCAACACUCUGAUUGGUCGGAUGAAAGGUUGUUCUGACGUGACCCCUAAUGGGAUGUCUUCAGAUCUUUGUUUAGCGGUAGCGAGAACUAAGAUCUGAUCUUAAUGAGAUUGAAAAUAGAUAGUUUAUGACAAAGACUUUCUAUAUGUGCCAUUAUUGAAAAACGUACGAUAAAUAUUUUAAUAUUUGUAAUGAUCAUAUUUGUAUUGCUAUCAGUAUUGCCAGUUCAUACAGAUAACAUAUAAUCUGACACCUUGUUUUCAAUAUGUUACCGAAAAUCCUAUGAACACAAAUUAUUAAAAGUAUUAGUAUUUUUUAAUACCUGUUAUGUUUGAAAACAUUUUCAACAAGUUGCCUUGUACAGGUGCCGGGAGGAACUAUCAAGUCCAUGGCGUCAUAUCAAUGCAUUUUGAAUUAGAUGUGUGUCUUCUCCAUCUUAUUUGAAACUUCACGUAGUGUCUUAGGUAACCAUCGUUUCUAUGGUAUGUGUCUGUGAUAAUGUACAUGGCUCAUCUGGUCAGAUGUCAGAGGUCACAGGUCAGAGGUCGGUAGACCCCAUACAUGGGCACAAUGAAAACCGUCCGCUAUUUUCGUAAGUUGAUCCCCUCUCUGUUGAUACAGCCCAGGUAAACAGUACUAAGGCCAGGCUUUUUAUAAUUUUAGGAUUACGGAUUUUUCAGCCCAAAGUCCAGGGUUGGAGGAUGGAAAAACAAAAGAAAAGCCAGAUGCAUUUUUUAAAUGCAGAAUGCCUCUGGCAUACUUUAUAAACAUAUUCUGUGCUCAAAAGACCACCAUUUGUGACGAUAAAGCCCCUUGUAACAAUAAAAAUUCUAUCCCUUACAACAAUGACAAUUGUCAAGGGAGGCUAUUCAAGUUCGGCUUCGAGAUCAACAAAGAUCGAUUAUGUAUCUUUUUUACUAGUUUACAACGGUAAAUUCAUAUGUUUUUUAUUAAAAGGUGAUGAUAACAAAUAAAAUAACUGACUACGUGGCUAUCGGGGAAAAAAAAAUGGAAAUCUGAUUAUAUUUUUUUACAUUUUCUCAAAAAUUAGAGUCCGCGGUCCGUAAUCCGAAAAAUAUAAAGCACCUGGCCUAAAUACAGAUGGAAUGCCAUUGACAGACAACUAAAUGCAUCCAUAUCAAAUGUUUGAUUAUGUUUGUUCUGGUAUAGGGGAUGAAGUCUUUGAAAGAUGUAACAGAAUUCAUUUUGAAAACAGGCAUAUCUACAUGUUUAUAACUACCCAAAUUGGAUGAUAUUGAGGAAGUGAAUGGUAUGUACACCUGUGGCCAUGUUAUCUUUGAUCGUGCAUGGUUUUAAUAUGUUAUUUUUGUCAGAUUUAUUGACUGGUAAUAAAUCUAUGCAAAGAUGUCAACCUAGGUCUGUGUUCUAAUGCAGCCUGUGACUUCUGGUGUUGUGAAGUCUGUAAUGAAUAACGGUCACUCUUGAGACGACCAAGGAAUAAAUUGUCCACUCAUCAAUAACAGACAACCAUCACUGUCCAGAACAUAGGUCUCAUUUGUAACUCCCUACUGACUUCAAUUUAUUUCCAAAAGGAAUGAGAUACAGUUUAUCUGUUGAGCAGACCCGUGAAGAUCCGGGGUAGAAAAGGUCUUCAGCAACCCAUGCUUGCCUUAAUAGGUGACUAUGCUUGUCGUAAGGGGCGAUUAACGGGAUCGGGUGGUCAGGCUCGCUGACUUGGUUGAUGCAUGUCAUCGAACACAAUUGCGUGGAUCGAUGCUGAUGAUAUUAAUCACUGGAUUGUCUGGUCCAGACUCGAUUAUUUACAGACCGCCGUCAUGUAGCUGGAAUAUUGCAGAGUGCGGGCGUUAAACAACAAACAAGCCAACUGUUGAGCACAAACCAUGAGGAUGUGCAGCUGUUAUUAACUUUUAUCCCCAGGUAUUUAGCGGGGAAAACACUGUGAUAUUUUCUUCUUGUUAUGAAAUUGUAAUUGUAACAUUUUUCCUUGUUGGUACUUUCGAUAUAUUUAUCCUGUGAAUGAAGAUGGCUGUGCCUUGGCAUCUUGACUGAUCAUAUUGACAGCGUCAGGUUUGUUUUUUAUGGUGUCCGUUAGCACAAACUCAUUGUGAAGGUUUCUGGCUCUAACAUACUUAAAGGGCAAGUUCACACGAAAAUAAACCUAUUUUUCUUGUACUUUUUCAUCAUGAAAAUUAUUUACCUAAUAGUUUCGGAGGCAAAACAAUUAAAAUAUCACAUGUAUCAAAUUUAUUUUAUUCAUAAAAUCGGUUCAUAUUUUUCACAUUUACAGAGAGUUCUAUCUCCAUAAUAAACACACCAUGGCUUAUGCCCCUUGCAAUAUGACGUCAUUGGUGCCAAUUGAUAAAGGAAUGACGUCAUAAGACUUUAAGGGGGAUAACUCAGGCCUGUUUAGCUCGGUAAACGAAGGCCUCAUAACGGCAUGACAUUUUCACACUUAUUGUGAGCUCGCUACAUUGACUGUGAGAAAAAUGAGUGUAUUUUUUCAACUAAUUCUAAAAUUGCGUUUAGUUUAAAACAAGAAAGAAAGUGAUUUUUGCGUGUACACUUCCCCUUUAACAAUGGUGUGUGUGGAUCGUGUUUGUUCUAGUGUAGCCAGCAGGGAUUGUAUUAAAUUGUUUGAUAGGCAUUACUUAGAAGUAGACGGAUGACAAGGUAGACAAAAUUUUAUGGAUAACAACUUCUUUAAUACUGUAAAAAGUGACGUUCGGUAUGGAUCCUUAUACCGUUGUCAAGCAAGACUGUCAAGCAAGAUUGUAUUGAUUCUCAAAUAUCCAUGUGGUACAUUGACUGCUGCACAAGGCAAACUACAUUUAGAAUAUUUGCAUUUUCCUAUGCUACAGAAUUGUGAUAAUAUCCUGGAAAAAUAUGUUGUAUGUUUUAUGAAAUAUUUACAAAGAAUGUUUACAAAUGUUACUCCUGUCAUUGUUCUGAUCUGACAGGGUGUCUCCAGUGGGUUCCUGUACCUUGAGACUAUGUUGGUUAGUUUGACCGUCUCUCCAGGAUCUACUGCGUUACAGCAUGUUGUCACAGUCGGAUGCACGUCCCUGAUCCAUACCUAACUAUAGUCAGUACAAUGUUUCCUACCUAGCUUCAGUUAAACACCUUGAAUUUAACACCAGGGUAACACAACAGCACUUAUUCUCUAUAGCUUCACUGACUGGAGUAGAAUAUUGAGUGUAUUUGCACACACAGUGUCAUCUUGUAGUCACCAGCCACCAAGGCGUCUUGUUAUCUGUACAUGUUUGCAUGUGUACGUUGUUAUGCUAAUAAUAAACACACUCACAACGAAA